Molecule: messenger RNA, 1431 nt
Organism: Neoarthrinium moseri
Lineage: Eukaryota; Fungi; Ascomycota; Sordariomycetes; Amphisphaeriales; Apiosporaceae
Exons: 1
Coding region: 1-1431 (476 amino acids)
Biological process (GO): proteolysis
Molecular function (GO): metallodipeptidase activity
Source: RefSeq, a predicted model, not a curated record
AUGGCGCCCCAGCUCGACGGCUACUUCUCCCAGGUCGACGCCCUGUCGGACCACUUCAUCGACCGCCUCGCCAAGGCCGUCGCCAUCCCCUCCAUCUCGUCCGACGCCGCCCGCCGCCCGGAUGUCGUCCGCAUGGGCGAGUGGCUGGCCCAGGAGCUCAAGGCCCUCGGCGCCAGCGUCGAGCUGCGGCCCCUCGGCAAGCAGCCUGACAACCCCAGCCUCGACCUGCCCCCCGUCAUCCUGGCCCGCUACGGCUCCGACAAGGCCAAGCGCACCAUCCUGGUCUACGGCCACUACGACGUCCAGCCCGCCGAGAAGAGCGACGGCUGGGCCACCGAGCCCUUCACCCUGACCGUCGGCGACGACGGCCGCAUGUUCGGCCGCGGCAGCACCGACGACAAGGGCCCCGUCCUGGGCUGGCUGAACGCCAUCGAGGCCCACCAGAAGGCCGGCGUCGACUUCCCCGUCAACCUGCUCAUGUGCUUUGAGGGCAUGGAGGAGUACGGGUCCGAGGGCCUGGAGGAGCUGAUCGAGCAGGAGGGCAAGGCCUACUUUGCCGACGCCGACGCCGUCUGCAUCUCGGACAACUACUGGCUCGGCACCGAGAAGCCCUGCCUGACCUACGGCCUGAGGGGUUGCAACUACUACAGCGUCGAGAUCUCGGGCCCCGGCGCCGACCUGCACUCCGGCGUCUUCGGUGGCACCGCCCAGGAGCCCAUGACGGACCUGGUCAGGGUCCUGGGCAGCCUGGUCGACACCCACGGCAAGAUCCAGAUCCCCGGCAUCAUGGAGCAGGUCGCGCCCGUCACGGCCGAGGAGGAGAGCCUGUACGACAACAUCAGCUUCACCAUGGACAACCUGCACGAGUCGCUCGGCUCCAAGACGACCAUCUUCGAGGACAAGAAGUCCACCCUCAUGGGCCGCUGGCGCUACCCGUCGCUCUCGGUCCACGGCAUCGAGGGUGCCUUCUCGGCCCCGGGGGCCAAGACCGUCAUCCCGGCCAAGGUGAUCGGCAAGUUCUCGAUCCGCACCGUGCCCGACAUGGAGAUCGACAAGACCAACGAGGUCGUGGCCAAGUACGUCGAGGACGUCUUUGCCAAGCUGGGCUCCAAGAACACGCUCAAGGUCUACCCGCAGCACACGGGCAAGUGGUGGGUCGCCUCGCCCAACCACUGGAACUUCCGCGCCGCCGGCAAGGCCGUCGAGCGCGUCUGGGGCGUCCAGCCCGACUUCACCCGCGAGGGCGGCAGUAUCCCCGUCACCCUCACCUUCGAGCAGGCCACCGGCAAGAACGUCCUGCUCCUCCCCAUGGGCAGCAGCACCGACGGCGCCCACUCCAUCAACGAGAAGCUCGACAAGCGGAAUUACAUCGAGGGCAUCAAGCUCCUCGGCGCCUACCUGCACUACGUCGCCGAGGAGGAGCAGGCUUGA